CGCUCUGCCCCUCCUGGGCGGUGUGGGCCGGGCAGCCAUUUUGGGAAGAGCUUUGUUAUGGUUGUGGGCUCUCCGCCUCUGUGGGAUCAGGAAGCUGGGGGCGCGCCCUCAGACGCCGCGUCUGGUCCCUAGCUGUAGCCCGGCCGCUGCCCGUGUUAUAUUCCUGUGGCCUUUAUACUGAUUGAGUAAUGAUGAAAAUGUAUCCAAAAUAAUAAGUGACUUCUCUACUAAAGCAGAAGAUUCUUCGUAUCACCUUCCAGUAACUCAACUCAGUCUUCAGGAAGAGACAUAACAAGUGAAAUUCAGAAAACCGAAGAGAAGAAAACCUCACUUUGGAACUGUCUUUUCUCCUUGAUUAUUCCUUAACCCAUCUUUCUACUUGUUAUAAUUUUUGCGGUGAAUUUAUAAAUAGUGAAGACCAAAGAAAUAGAAGAUACAUUUGGGAGCUUUAUACCAAGAAAUUCGCCUUGAAAGCUGCUAUUCUUUGGAGGGAAAAAAACUAGAUAGUUUAAGAUGAGCAAUUGAAGGGACUGAAAGAGUGAUCCACACAGAGCCUGGCUUCUUUGUGCUUCAUCACAAGGCGUGCUGCUGGCCAGCCUUUAUUAAGCAGCCUUUUAACAAGAGAACCUCGUGGGAAAUCCAGCUGGCAGACUCAAGAAGUUCAGGAAACAGGACCACAGAGGUUACACUCUGGGAUCCUGGCCAUGAGGUUGGAUGCCUCAUCUUGAUGAAAAGAGACACUGGACCUAAAUGGCGCAGCAUGACUUUGUUCCUGCUUGGCUAAAUUUCUCAACGCCACAGUCAGUUAAGUCACCUACAGCAACCUUUGAAAAACACGGAGAGCACCUACCCCGAGGAGAUGGUAGAUUUGGAGUAAGCCGUCGUCGACAUAAUUCCUCUGAUGGCUUUUUUAACAAUGGACCUCUACGAACUACAGGAGAUUCCUGGCACCAGCCCUCCCUGUUCCGCCAUGAUUCUGUGGACUCUGGUGUCUCUAAGGGAGCAUAUGCUGGAAUCACAGGGAACCUAUCUGGUUGGCAUGGCUCUUCCCGAGGUCAUGAUGGCAUGAGCCAGCGUAGUGGGGGUGGCACAGGGAACCAUCGCCACUGGAAUGGCAGCUUUCACUCCCGGAAAGGCUGCGUCUUUCAGGAAAAGCCACCUACAGAGAUUAGGGAAGAAAAGAAAGAAGACAAGUUGGAAAAGUUGCAGUUUGAAGAGGAAGACUUUCCUUCUUUGAAUCCAGAAGCUGGCAAACAGAAUCAGCCAUGCAGACCUAUUGGGACCCCUUCUGGAGUGUGGGAAAACCCACCUGGUGCCAAGCAACCCUCCAAAAUGCUAGUCAUCAAAAAAGUUUCCAAAGAAGAUCCUGCUGCCUUCUCUGCUGCAUUCACCUCACCAGGAUCUCACCAUGCAAAUGGGAACAAAUCGUCAAACAUGGUUCCAAGUGUCUAUAAGAACCUGGUUCCUAAGCCUGCACCACCUCCUUCCAAGCCCAGUGUAUGGAAAGCUAACAGAAUGGAACACAAAUCAGGAUCCCUUUCCUCUAGCCGGGAGUCUGCUUUUACCAGUCCAAUCUCUGUUACCAAACCAGUAGCACUGGCUGGUGGCGCAGUUUUAAGCUCUCCCAAAGAGAGUCCCUCUAGCACCACUCCUCCAAUUGAGAUCAGCUCCUCUCGUCUGACCAAGUUGACCCGCCGAACUGCCGACCGGAAGAGUGAGUUUCUGAAGACUCUGAAGGAUGACCGGAAUGGAGACUUCUCGGAAAACAGAGACUGUGACAAGCUGGAGGACUUGGAAGACAACAGCACACCUGAACCAAAGGAAAAUGGAGAGGAAGGCUGUCAUCAGAAUGGUCUUCCCCUCCCUAUAGAGGAGGAAGGGGGGGUGCUCUCACACUCUCUGGAAGCAGAGCACAGGUUAUUAAAAGCAAUGGGAUGGCAGGAGUAUCCUGAAAAUGAUGAGAAUUGCCUUCCCCUCACAGGAGAGCUCAGAGAGUUCCAUAUGAAGACAGAGCAGCUGAGAAGAAACGGCUUUGGGAAGAAUGGCUUCUUGCAGAGCCGCAGUUCCAGCCUGUUCUCCCCUUGGAGAAGCACUUGUAAAGCAGAGUUUGAGGACUCAGACACAGAAACCAGUAGCAGUGAGACAUCCGAUGAUGAUGCCUGGAAGUAGUCCUAUAAGUGGUCACGGCUAAAUCUGACCCGUAAACUCAGCUCGUGGGCUUCGGAAGUGUACAAAAGAAAUCGCUCUUUUCCUUUUCUUAUGUUGAAUAUUUCGUGCACAAGGGAAAUAAUCAUACCCCAAAGAGAGAGCGAUUGGCUUGUUUAGCUUUUGUUGUUGUUCUUCCCUGUUACCUGCUUCACACAGAAAUUUGUGUGGUGGGAAAGAUUCUUAAAAUACAUACAUACAGUAUAUAUGGGGCGAUGCACAGGUGGAAGCUGGCAGUGCAGAGAGGAGGAGACACUGGUCUGUGGCAGCAGCUUCCACCAGCCCUUGGGGCACUCACCCCUGUGCUCAAGCAAUCAUUGUCAAUGACAAAGUGACUAUUGAAGUUAUAAUUGUAUUAAAUUAAUGCUAAUAAUUUGGUAUUUUAUUUUAUUUUUGGCUGCUCGGGUAACGUUAGCCCUUAACCAAGCAUAUGUGGGUUUCUUGUUUCUUUUUUCCUUUUUGGGUACAACUGUAAAAUAUUUGGAUAUAGGAAAUGUUGUGUUAUUCUUGCAGCCUUGAUAUUCAGGGUGGAUUGUAAAAUAUAAAUUUUUGUGAGAUUUCAAAGAUUAAGAUUAUUUUGAUAACAUUAUUUACAGAUUUAAAAGAUGUGGUUAUCAGAAGUCUUAAGGGGGAAACUACUGCAUAAAAUAACUAACUUGGAAUAAAUAUUUUGCAUCAGUUUUGA
Rhinolophus ferrumequinum (greater horseshoe bat) is the source of this 2890-nucleotide messenger RNA. It is a transcript of the gene GPBP1L1, whose product is annotated as GC-rich promoter binding protein 1 like 1. Gene Ontology annotation, molecular function: RNA binding; DNA binding. The record is from RefSeq and is a predicted model, not a curated record. Gene Ontology annotation, cellular component: nucleus. Gene Ontology annotation, biological process: DNA-templated transcription; positive regulation of DNA-templated transcription. NCBI's taxonomy places the organism in Eukaryota, Metazoa, Chordata, Mammalia, Chiroptera, Rhinolophidae.